AACGUGGUCAGUUCCUACCCUCACAAAACCUCUCUUUCUCUCUCUCUCCUCUCCUCCCCCCACCCCUAAACCACCCCCCACUCACCUCCCUUCUACCUUGGCAACACCAAGUUUUUCCUUUCCCUUUCUUCACUCCAUAAUUGUGUAUACAUGUAUAGAUAUAGAGAGAGAAAGUGAAAGAUCUUUAGAGAGAGAGUGUCAUGGGAGAUAGCUCAAUGGGAGGAGUACUAGUCCCGUCGGUGAAGUCGGAGCCAGCAGCGUCCGAUGAAGAACCACAACCGGUGAUGCCGCAGACCCAGGCGGCGGAAGUGGCGGUGGUGGAGACGAAGGAUGUGGUGGUGGAGGAGGAAGAUGUGGACAAGGACAUGCUGUGUCCGAUUUGCAUGCAGAUGAUCAAAGACGCGUUCUUGACAGCAUGUGGACACAGCUUCUGUUACAUGUGCAUUGUGACCCAUCUUCAGAACAAGAGUGAUUGUCCUUGUUGUGGUCAUUACCUCACCACCAACCAUCUAUUCCCUAAUUUCCUCCUUAAUAAGUUGUUGAUGAAGACUUCUGCUUGGCAAAUGGCAAAAACUGGAUCUCCUUUUGAACAGCUUCAUCAGGCAUUACAACAGACAGGGUUGCAAAGUGCCGGUGAAGGAACUAAGCAGCCUCUUGUCUCUUAUUGCGGAGAAGAAAAGAAAGAUGGAGCAAGAAGAAGCUGAGACAAAUCUGCAGAUUCUACUUGAGUUUUUGCAUUGCCUAAGGAAGCAAAAGCUUGAAGAGCUCAAUGAGAUACAAACAGACCUCCAGUAUGUUAAGGAGGACAUAAAUGCUGUAGAGAGACGCAGAAUAGAGUUAAACCGAAUAAAAGAGAGAUAUUCAGUGAAACUGAGGAUGCUUGUUGACGAUCAUUCUGCAAAAACAGCAUGGCAUUCAUUGAUUGAGAAACAGAGCAGUGGAAUUAUCUCUAAUGGCCCAAGUGUACAAGGCCAAUGCUGGAUAGGUUCAGGAAGUUCACAGAAUAGGAAAGGUGCUACAACGGUUCAUGUAGGCUCUCAAGUACUCCAAGGAACAGAUGUUAACAGUGAGUCGGAUUCACAACAUGGUAGUCAGUCAGGGGUGGCAGUAGCAAGAAAGAGACGGUUCAUUCAACAGUUCAAUGAUCUACAAGACUGCUACUUGCAAAAGAGGCGGUAUUGGGCCAGACCACUACAUAAACAGGAUGAUAGGAAUCCUGUACAUAGAGAAGGUUAUCAUGCAGGACUCGAGGAUUUCCAGUCUGUGCUGUCUACAUUUACACGAUACAGUCGAUUGAGGGUCAUUGCUGAGCUUAGGCAUGGGGAUCUUUUUCACUCCGCCAAUAUUGUGUCAAGUAUAGAAUUUGACCGAGAUGAUGAAUUGUUUGCUACAGCUGGAGUUUCACGGCGCAUCAAGGUUUUUGAGUUUUCCUCGGUGGUGAAUGAACCAGCAGAUGUGCACUGUCCUAUUGCCGAAAUGCCCACAAGAUCAAAACUUAGUUGCUUGAGCUGGAACAAGUACGCCAAAAACCAUAUAGCUAGUAGUGAUUAUGAGGGGAUAGUAACUGUUUGGGAUGUAACAACUCGUCAGAGUGUGAUGGAGUAUGAGGAGCAUGAAAAGCGAGCAUGGAGUGUUGAUUUUUCACGUACUGAACCUUCAAUGCUGGUAUCUGGGAGUGAUGAUUGCAAGGUCAAAGUUUGGUGUACAAAACAAGAGGCAAGUGUUCUAAAUAUUGACAUGAAAGCAAAUAUAUGUUCUGUCAAGUAUAAUCCUGGAUCUAGCACCUAUGUGGCAGUGGGUUCUGCAGAUCAUUAUAUUCAUUACUAUGACUUGAGAAAUGUAAGCCAACCCCUCCAUAUUUUUGAUGGGCAUAAGAAAGCUGUAUCCUAUGUAAAAUUUUUGUCCAACAAUGAGCUUGCUUCUGCAUCAACUGACAGCACAUUGCGCUUGUGGGAUGUCAAAGAAAAUCUGCCACUACGCACAUUCAGAGGGCACACGAAUGAGAAGAAUUUUGUUGGUCUCACAGUAACAAGCGAACACAUUGCCUGUGGCAGCGAAACAAAUGAAGUGUUCGUCUAUCACAAGGCUAUCUCUAAAACCGCGGCUUGGCAUAGAUUCAGUUCUUCUGAUUUGGAUGAUGCUGAUGACAAUGGAGGAUCAUACUUCAUUUCUGCAGUGUGUUGGAAAAGUGAUAGCCCAACAAUGUUAGCUGCAAACAGUCAAGGAACAAUUAAAGUGCUUGUACUUGCUGCAUGACAAUGAAUGAUUAACAUAUAUAAUUGAAUUUUGAACAUUAUAGAAGCAGAAACAAAAGUUAUACCCAUUGGAAUAGCUAGGUUUUGGCUUUCCCCUUUCUCAGCCUUUUGGUUUCUCCAUUUCAAAGCUCAAAAGUGCAUUUUGCUUUUCUCAGAUUUAAACCAUUUUGUUCCACCUCCCACCUUCAUGGUGUUUAGCCCAUCCUAGACUGAUUUGAUAUGCGAUAUGGGUAUAUGGUGACAUGUAUUGUUCGAUUUGUGUCAUGAUGAGAUAAACUUAGUUGGUACAUUCAUUUAGGCCGCAAUUUGUUUUAUCUUUUAGGUCAUAAUUUGUUUAGAACUCCUCUUUGUAUUGCUUACACCAAUAUUCAAUAUAACAAG
Molecule: messenger RNA, 2636 nt
Organism: Ilex paraguariensis (yerba mate)
Lineage: Eukaryota; Viridiplantae; Streptophyta; Magnoliopsida; Aquifoliales; Aquifoliaceae
Source: the annotation of a GenBank genome assembly